AUGGCCGGGGCCGCCUGCGCGCUGGACCGGCGGAGGCCUGCCGGGUGCUGCCUCGCUCCCACAGCGCUGGAGCCGGGCGCCUGGGAGUGCAGCGUGGACGGCGGUGGGUGGGUGCCGUACGAGUGGCCGGUGAGCUCGCUCCUCGAGCAGGCGUUCUGCCAGCACCAGGAGGGCGUGGAGUUCUGCCUCCUCGGCCACCAGUACCGGGUCCGGUUCCUGGAGGCGCGCGGCGACGGCGCGCACGCGGCCUCCCAGCUCAACGUCAAGACAGGCAGGGUGCGGGAGGUGCGCCGGUGGCCAAGCAGGGGGCACAGGCACGCCAGCGAGCAGCGGCAGAGGGCGCUGGAGGCGGCGGCCAAGCAGGCCGCGUGGGCCGCCUGGUUGCUGCCGGAGUGGGCAUGGGUGCUGUUCGACGGCGGAGGGGGCGCAGUAGGCGCACCAGCGACGCCCAAGCCGCAGGGGCCCCCCGCCGACGCCCUGCCGGUGCCCGCGGGCCCCCCGCCGGCGAGGCAGCCCUACAGUCUCGGCAGGGGCGAGGAUCGGGCCCGGAGGCCCUGCCUGGGCGAGGCGUGGUGGCCCGAGCCGCUGCGGUCGUGGCCGGUGCAGGGCCUCGCGUGCGCCGCGCACCCCCUGGGGCGGAAGUGCAACUUUGCGCUCCACCGCGUCCUCGCGCCGGAGCCUGGGCGCGCGGACGCUGAGUGGUCCGCCCUCGCCGCCAGAUUGGCCCUCCUCCGCGGCGUGCUGGCGCGCAUGUCCGGCGACGACUUCCUGGACGGCGCGGGCCGGGAGCCGCUCCUCGGCGCGCGGCUGCUGUGGCACGGCACCCGCUCGGUCGACGGCCUCCUGGACAUCUGCAGCGACGGCUUUGACCGGGCCCGCGCCGCGACGUGCGCCUUCGGGCGGGGCUGCUACUUUGCCGCCUCCGCGGCCUACUCCGACAGGUACGCCUGCGGCGUGCGCGUCCCGGGCGACCCGCCGCAGCGGCGGCUGCGCGCGGUGCUGCUGGCGGCGGUCCUCGUGGGCGAGUUGGUGAAGGGGCAGCCCAACAUGUACCCGCCCCCGGUCAAGCCGCACUCGCGCACGGGGGAGCGCUACGAGAACGCGUGCGACAAGACGGAGAGCCCCGGCAUCAUCGUCACGUUCAGGGACGGACAGGCCAUGCCCGCCUACGUGUUGGUCUACGAGAUGGCGUCGUGA
Molecule: messenger RNA, 1197 nt
Organism: Prorocentrum cordatum
Lineage: Eukaryota; Dinophyceae; Prorocentrales; Prorocentraceae
Source: the annotation of a GenBank genome assembly